This is a messenger RNA of Neurospora tetraspora, 1882 nucleotides long. RefSeq lists its product as uncharacterized. The record is from RefSeq and is a predicted model, not a curated record. Bases 406 to 1473 code for a protein of 355 amino acids. Gene Ontology annotation, molecular function: protein binding. The transcript is spliced from 2 exons. Lineage: Eukaryota; Fungi; Ascomycota; Sordariomycetes; Sordariales; Sordariaceae.
GUUGGUGCCGACAGGGUCGGGGCUCCGUCUUUGGCGUGAAUGGCGUCCCCUUCAGAGCAUUUCUUCCCAUUUCAGGAACCUCGGCUGUCCAGCAACAUGAAACGAAACAUCCAAAAUCAACAUGGAACGCGACCAUGGCAAUGUAACCAUACUUCGUCAAGAUCUUGAACCAUGAAUUCUUAAUCAACCUGGCACUGCCUCUUUCACGUUUCUUUUCCCGUUCCCAGUCAAUAGCUGGAUCUCCAACGUGGCUUAACCAAUGUUUCGAAACAUGGAACGCCGGAUCGCGGCUCCGUGAGUGUCAUGGAGGACUGCCAUGAUCUUCGAGUAGGAGUUCUGUAUACAUACUCAGCUCUCCGGUAAUCAUCAUGUCUUCUGGCGACCAUCAUUCAGCCAAAAGCCACCAUGUUUCCCAAAAUGAAGCAAAGCGCCAGAAACACAAGGGGAUCCUCCAGGUCGCGUCUGGGAUCUGAAAUGGUCCAUGUGCUCGUUGGCAAAGAACAACGCGACUUUCAAAUGCACAAGAAACUUCUCUGCACAACCAGCAUCUUCUUCCGCGACCACAUCGAAGCCGCCCAAAAAGAAAGCAACGGGACCGACUCCGAACCCGAAGACUCGGUCCUCUGGCUCCCUGAAGAGUCCCCCGAAGUAUUCGAACUAUUCAUCGUCUGGCUCUACGACCGCCGCGCCUUUCAAGCAUACGUCGACAGCGCCAUAGAAAAGGCCGCGAGAGAUCGAGUUUCCCCCACCUCCUCCCCCAGCCGAAUAUCUCCUGCGCGACAAUCGCCGUCCCGAGUUGGAACUACCCGACACGCCGAAACAAGCGACAGUGGCCGGCGCACCCUCCGUUGGAACCUUGUUCGUCUGCAUCUCUUCGCCGAGGUAAUAGACCUCCCCGCCCUACAAGACGCCUCGAUGGACGCCCUACAAGAUAUGUACCUCCUCUGCGACUGGGACAUGUCGCCGGGGUUCAUAUCCUUUCUAUACGGGGACUGUUCGCUCGAGAAUGCAGUCAGGCUGCGCAAAUGGGCCGUGGCAAUGCUGGCGUGGACGCUGCACGGCGGGGAUGGCACGUCAAGUCAGUUUGAGAAGCUGUUUGCUGUCUUCCCGAAACUCAAAGCGGAUUACGGCAUUCACUUUAACAAGAUGGCGGCGAGCAAGGCCGACAUAAGGAUCAAAAACCCGCAGUUGAGGCUACCCAUGAAUAAUCUAAGGAGCGAGGAGCGCUUCUUUGGGUUUAGGCAAUGCUCGUUUCAUAGCCAUCGGUCGACGGUUGGGGAAGGGGUUUGUCCCCAUUUGAUUACGGGGCUGGAAGGGAUAGAUGAUAUGGAGACUAGGUCGACCAUGAUGGGCGAGGAUAUUAUUUCAGAGGAGGAUGAAGAGGAGCUGGAGGGCGAGGGGGAGAGUUCGGAUAACGAGGAGAUUAUUACGCCUGUGUGCGAUAUGGAAACUUCUUUCCUGGACCUUUCAUAGCUUGAGCCGGUGUCUUUUGUUUUUCCGGAGUUCAGGUCAAAAAAGGGUGGCUGCUGGAGCAACAUACUAAUACAACUAAUACAUUCUGUUUGACAGCCGAUCCAAGCAUAUGUGUCAGAACCACCUACUUCGAAAACACUAACGUCAUCCUUGAUUACACUCAGUCAUCUUCAUCCCCUAUUCUUUGUUGAUCCUACCCCGCCAUCAACAUCGGGUAACCGUCGCAGUCGGGUUCGAAGGCUGAACGAGAAAAAGAGGUCGAGUUAGUUCAUACACUAAGCGAAACCGAAACCAAUGAAACCCAAAACAAAGACACAAAAGAAACGUAAACACGAGCACAGAAGGCUUUUUGGAGUUCCGUCUGUGAGACUCAAUCAAUAACCUCAUUGAUUUGCUCCAGUUUCGAAAC